Molecule: messenger RNA, 696 nt
Organism: Aspergillus sclerotioniger CBS 115572
Lineage: Eukaryota; Fungi; Ascomycota; Eurotiomycetes; Eurotiales; Aspergillaceae
Exons: 2
Coding region: 92-637 (181 amino acids)
Source: RefSeq, a predicted model, not a curated record
UCAUUAUCAUCGGCUGUUAUCUCCCCGCAUUGUCCACUACCAUGCUCCCAUCGCUAGUGUCUAGAUUCUAGACUCAGUCCUCUACACCACCAUGUCCAAAUCCAUGUCCCAGGUCGUCGCCGACCUCGAUAACUUCCCCUAUCACCCCACCUACAUACACAACCACCCCAUCCUCCAAAGCUACCACGCCUUCCAUGUCAACGGCAUCCCCUCUAUACUGGGGUACAUCCCCAACACCCUGAUAACCACCUUCCCCUGGCCAAAAGAUACCUGGUCUAUCGACUCCACCCCCACCCCCAAUCCCACCAUCACCCUAAUGACACCCGAAACAGCCACCCCAGCAACCCGCACCGCAACCCUCCUCCCCACCAUCCGCCACAUGGCCAACACGGGAAUCCUCACCGGCUGGCGCGACGAGACCUUCCCCAUCUACGGCCCUCACGGCGACCUAAUCCUCGAGAUAGAACGCGCUGCGAGCGCGCUCUUCGGGAUUGUUACUUAUGGUGUUCAGAUGCUUUGCUAUACCCAAACCAAACCCCAAGAUAAAGAUGUGGAUGUCCGGUUGUGGAUCGCCAAACGCUCACCCCAGAAACAAACCUACCCCGGGAUGCUAGACACGACUGCCGCCGGGGGUUAAGUACGGGGAUGUCACCCCGGGAGGCGAUUAUGCGGGAGGCUAUCGAGGAAGCUGCUAUC